This is a messenger RNA of Coffea eugenioides, 3056 nucleotides long. RefSeq lists its product as uncharacterized. NCBI's taxonomy places the organism in Eukaryota, Viridiplantae, Streptophyta, Magnoliopsida, Gentianales, Rubiaceae. The record is from RefSeq and is a predicted model, not a curated record. The coding region runs from base 1 to 2844 and encodes 947 amino acids. The transcript has 7 exons.
AUGGAGGGUGAGUAUGAGAAUACUGUUCCUCUUGAUGACACUAUUGCGCUGGGAAGUCCUGAAGCUGAAGCCCAUCUACGGACUCUUGAUAUUAACACCGAGGUGUUGAGUACCCCUGAUUCCAUUGACUGUGGCAUAGCUCAAAGCCUGGAUGACAUAGUGGAUGAUUCUAUGGACGCUAUUCCGCUUGAUAUUGACAAAGAUGGAUCCGAAGUCGUGGGCAAAAUAUUUCCACUGAAGGAAAACAAGACAAGUGUUAGAGGGCAUGGUUCAUGUAUGGAGAAAAGGAAGAUGAAUGCUCUUGGACGUACGGUGAUGCUGGAUAAAGAUGUCACUGGACAUUCCAUUCAGCAGUUAGCUUCUACUAGAAGAACUGAUGAACGUGGUGAUACUCAGAAGCAUGAACUUGCCUCUUCCCAUGCUGACACUAGUAAUCACAAACAACAAUUUAUUCAAGACAGUGGAACAUCUGAAUAUGAAGAGGCUUUACCAGAUCAUUCAUAUAACAUUGUCCAAAAGGAUUACAAGAGCUUGGAGAGCAUUGGGCUGUCAGUUGUGAAUGCCCUGGACUUUGUUGAUCACUUUCUGGCCGUUAAUAAUCAGUACUUAUGUGGGAAGUUUGAAAAUGCAAGAGCUGAUGGUACAAAUUCACCUCCUCCUUUCACUACAAAGGGAGCACAAACAUUGGCAAGCAGAACAAAUCUUGCCACCAGAGCUCGAGAAUUAGGAAUGUUUGAUUGGGAAGAAAAGCAAGCUACCGAAAGAAAUUCUGAUAAGAAGCAGGAUGAAAAGUUUGCUAUGGGAUCUCCAGGAAAGCCAUCAGAACAGGAUCAAAGCGCAACAAAUGGACAAGAUAUCUUUGAAUUUGGUUUCGACACUCAAAUGGCUGCUGAGGCUAUGGAAGCCUUAAUAUGUGCACCCCCUCCCAACUCUAGGGAACAAUGUACUUAUCAAGUUCCCAAGAAUGAAAUCCAUAACUCCUCAGUAAAUGCAUCAAAGGAUGAAGGAUUAAAACACUCUGCCAAUAAAAAGGUGGCUGAUUCAGGUCCACAAACCAACAGGAAACGAACAGUAAAAUUAAGGAGUCCCACUAACAGGUUGAAUGGCAAUAAGCCUCGCCAGUUCAAAAAACACUCUGAAAAUCUCACGGGGUACAACUCUCCCUCUUCAAUAAACAAAAAUCUCAUCUACAGGGAGCCAUUGGCUGCAAAAUCUUCGAAUUGUGGACAUGCUCUUACUAUGAAGAAAAGUAUAUGUGGAAGAAGUUCUAGGGUAAUCAGUCAACAAAAGAAUGGUGCACCUUGUGAAAGUGAGAACUCAAAGGGAGCAGGGAAUGAUCUUGUUUCAUUGAAUUUCAUUGGACUUAACCAACAUGGAGAAGAAAUGUUAUUCAAGAAGUUCCGAAGAUCUUCACAAAAAACAAAGAGGAUGGAAUUUCAGCCAUCUAUGGCUCCAGUAAGUAGUUUUAAAAGAAGGAUAAGCGCUAAUUUGGAGUUUGAUGUUCCUAAGAAAAGGAGAAAGAAGAGAUUAGGCAUUGGUGUUUGCAAAACCAUUGAAAGCAAAUCUUUGAUGUCAGCAUCUGAUGGCUUAGCGGAAGUUACAAGAACCAAAGGUCCUCAACAACCUAGAAGUACUUCUGGUUCAUUUGGAACUAUUGAUCUGUUAAAACUGGAUCCAUGGUGCUAUCCAAAACAGAAGAGAACACAUAAGGGUGUGAGACACCAAUCAAAUGGAUUCAGUAACUCAUCUACUUUGUUGACUUUAGCUGAUGACGAGAACAAAAACAAGUAUCCUACUGAAAAUAGAUUAUCUUCUUGGAGGAAUUGUGGGCCUUUGCUCCAUAGUCAAACAGAAUUUGGGUCCUCCCCAGAAAAGAAUCUGCCUGGUGUGUGUGAAUCGGCAAUCACAAGUGAAGAAAUGAUUAUUAUGGACCUCGAUAGAGUUAAAUCCUCUGAGCUAUAUGGAAAAUCAGAUAUGAUGGGUACCAUAUGGUCCGCGGAUUGUUCAGAGAACAUCAGGUUAGGUGCAGUAUCAGCUGAUAUAAGGGCAUCGCAAACUACCAAGACUGAUGUCAGAAUUCCAGGCAAGAAAUUGAUCUCAAGACCAUCCCUUAUGAAAGAGCUUACUCGAUUAGGAUAUAACAAAUCUCUACCCAAUUUUAUGCCUAGAGAGUUGAGAAGACGAAGGAGAAACGUUUGUGUCUUAUUCAGUCAACAUCUGAAGUCUAAUGUACUUAACCAGCAGAAAAAGAUUUUGGCCCGAUUAGGCUUUUCAAUCGCAUCUUGUUGCUCAGAUGCCACACACUUUGUAAUUGAUGGAUUUGUGCGUACACGGAAUAUGUUGGAAGCCAUUGCUUUUGGUAAGCCAGUGGUGACACAUUUAUGGCUUGAGAGCUGUGGACAAGCAAACUCUUUCAUUGAUGAGAAGAGUUACAUACUUCGAGACACCAAAAAGGAAAAUGAAAUUGGUUUUAGCAUGCCUGCUUCACUUGCUUGCGCAAGAGAGAAUCCACUUUUGCAGGGUCGAAGAGUCUUUAUAACUCCGAAUGUUAAACCAAGCAUAGAGUUGAUUCAGAGCUUGGUCAAGGCAGUUCAUGGCAAGGUAAUUAAAGGAAUUGGAAGGGCAGCACAAGGGGAAAAUUUCAUAUCAAAAGAACUAUUAGUUCUUACCUCAGAGGAGGAUUACGUUAGCUGCUUGCCAAUUCUUGAGAAAGGUGCUGCAGUGUAUGAUUCGGAGCUUUUGCUGAAUGGGAUAGUUAUUCAGAAACUAGAAUUUGAGAGGCAUCAGCUUUUCACCAACUGUGUUGAGGGUAACUGCUCCAAAAAAUGUCCGGAGAAGAAUUGAGUUGCCCGGUUAAGCUGUAUGUAGAAUUGUAGAUACUAGAUGGGAAUUCCCAGCUUGACAACUGGAUUGCUUUCCAGCGAGUCGUGGUGGCUAUGUUGGGGUGGAAAGGACGCGUAAUUUCUGCAAUUAUUCUCGAAUUCCAUUUUCAUUCCUUCAUUUUUAGGUGUUAGUGCAAGAAGGUUCUUACUCAAACCAGUUUAGAAAAAUCUGGU